Molecule: messenger RNA, 198 nt
Organism: Alternaria conjuncta
Lineage: Eukaryota; Fungi; Ascomycota; Dothideomycetes; Pleosporales; Pleosporaceae
Exons: 2
Coding region: 1-198 (65 amino acids)
Source: RefSeq, a predicted model, not a curated record
AUGAACGUACAAGACACGCAGGAGAUGGACGAUGCGCUUGACGAUGUUCUGAACGUCGGGGAUCUGGAGGAAGGCCAUGAAAUUGACUCCGGCGAACCAAUGCAGCUCGACGAUACAGUGGGCAUGCACUGGCAAGGAGACAGCGCACAAGACAUGCAAGAGAUGGACGGUGCUCUUGAGGAUAUUCUGAACCUCUGA